AGAAACUGCCUGCCGGAUUCCCCGGGUCCCGAGGGGGCGACGGCCGUAGCCGCUCCCUCGGUCGGGACAGUCGAGGAAGAUUGGCUUGAACGAAGAGCCAUUGCACCCUUCUCCGGCCUGGGUCCUGAUGCACGAGCAGUCCAGGGAGGCCGAAGGCAGAGUUAUGAAGAGUUGGCUCUAAAAUGAAAAGGUCCCGCCUCGGAGUUAGGCAGAGCUCUGCUGGAGCAGCAGCAGCAGCAGCCCGGCCCUCUCUUGGCAAGGCAAGGCAAGGCACGGCCGCUGCCUCUGCUUUUCUCCUCCUUUUCUCCUCCCCUCCCCAUUCUCUCUCCAACGCGUCCUUUGGGCGCCCCCUUCGUUGUGCGGAAGGGAGAGGAAAAGAGGCAGAGCCACCUUCAACCCAGAGGGUGCAGGAGGCGGCGGGCAGAAUCCGAAGAGCGCCCUGCAAUGGAAGAGGGAGAGGGUAUCUCCCUCACCAAUGAUCCAAUUUGAUCAUUCAAGUUUACAACAUUCUUUUUGCUUCUAAAUAGCAUCUGAAACUCAAAGCAGCAAAUUAAGAUGAAGUACUCAAGAGAAAACUACUCCUUUUUUUCAAAUUGACUGAAAUUCUAUAAUUCUACCUCUGACAUUUAUUUGGACUAAGAGAAGAGGGGCAGUCUUUCAUCAGAACACUACUCUGGAUGUGAAUAUAGCUUUUCAACAUUUGAUUAACCAACACAUCGUAAUCAGUGUGCAUUAAUCCAGCUAUCACAUUAUACCUGAUGUAUUAAUUUAGCCCUGUAUAACUGUGCAGUCUUGACAAUGUAUUGCUUUUACAAAGUUUCAGAUUAUUUUCAUAAUUAAAGGAAUCACUCUGGAACUUACACAUAUAAAAUUAUUAAAUAUCAGAGCAGGCUGUUUGAAGAAGAAAUAAUGGGAUUAUUAUCUUAGCUCAUAGUGCAUCCAAUUAAAAGUCACAUUAUGGCGGCAACGUAUAGGCGUGUAGUAACCACAGCAAAUUGUUACAGCAGUGUUGUGAUAGAUCGGAGACUCCAGCAAGCUGUUCAUUACUGCACUGGGGCAUGUCAGGUAUUCAAGCAAGGUGUUAUGUGCAUAGUGGCCCAUCACAGUGUUUGUGCAGAGCUAGUGAAAGUUCCUACUCCAGACCUCAGAAGUUCAGAUCUGACCCGUAGGUUUUCAAUGCCUGAAAAUUCCCUUUCCCUAGCUGGGGAUGACGAUUAUCACCAAAUUCACCAAAAUCCAAGAUUAAAAAAGGGGUCUUCAGUUCAAAGUAUUGGAAGCCUGAAGAACAUCACCGGAGAAGCUAUAAAUCUUGCUAGUGGAAAAAUAAAAGAAUUCUCAUUUGAAAAGUUAAGAAGUUCUUCCAAUCACGUGACCCACAGAAAGGGAAGAAAAGUUAAAUCUGAUGCAUUCAACAGAAAAUCACUGGAUAUUGACUUGAUCUAUGGACAUUUCAGCAAUGAUGAAAAUUCCCCCCCUCCCUUUGGCCUGUCACAGACGUCCUCACCUGAUGAGAAAUGGCAAGUCAGCAGGACCUCACCAGAGGGAAAUGUGAAUUCUACUUUCCCUGUGCCUUCACAAACGUUCUCUGAGGAUAGCUUUAUCACACAGAUCUUGGAAAAGCACAAGCUGGAUGGUUCUUCCAGUGGAGAUAUUAAGAUGUGCUUGGACAUCUUGCUGAAAUGCUCAGAAGACUUGAAGAAGUGCACUGAUAUAAUAAAGCAAUGCAUCAAGAAGAAAUCUUCAGGUAGCGUCAGUGGAGGAAACAGUUCUGAUUCCUUAAUCAACUCUGAAAUUAUCUAUAUGAACUUAAUGACAAGAUUUUCUUCUUAUCUUAAAAAACUUCCUUUUGAACUUAGACAGCCUGGAAACACUGAGCAUGGUGACAUGGUAGAACUGAUUAACAGUUUAUCUGCUUUGCAGCAGGCUCAUUUCCCCCUGGUAUUUGGCAAUGAACAACCACCUAGAUAUGAGGAUGUUGUACGAUCUCCAUCCUCCAUAACAAGGCAGUCUCUCACUAUGGACUUGCAAGGAGGCCAGAACACCACUGAUACAAUUGGCUUAUUGAAACCUACCCUCAAUGUAGAUUUUUCCUCCACUGAUUUGCAUGGCAACAACCAACAGGAUAACAUAGGAUCUAAAAAUGAGGCUUGUUCACUUACUCAGUUACUAUCUGUAAACCCCUCAAGCUGCAUAUCUUCCAUGGAAACUCUGUACAUUGUGGAAGAAUCAGACAGGGAAAAAGAGUUAGGCUCUGUUUCAAAUGCUAAGAGUGGAGGAAGUUGGAAGAAUUCAGAGAACAGUCAGCAGAGAGCUGAAAGAGAUGCCCCUGCUGUGGAUUCCAGUAAAAAGUUUCCUAUUGUAGGGCAGUCUGUAACACUCACCCAAAUUUCCACCCAAGCAUCCUCUGUCAAUAGCCUUGUUGCUACUGCUCAGAUAUCUAAAGAAGAAUAUAGAAAGAACAACCAAGAAGAGAUAGACAAACUUCUGCAGGACUUGGAGCACUUUUCACAGAAAAUGGAAACUACUCUGGGACGAACUUCCAGUAAGGAUACGGAUUCUGCACAUUUGAGGAACAUUGGUCUGUCACAGGCUCCUGAAAACAACAGUAAAGCCUGCUCACUCAUAGACAAAAGCGCUUCUCCCUCUUUAUCAAAACUCAUCGAAACCAGUGGUCAUAAAAUGGAGGAAGACGACAGGAACCUUUUAUUGCGUAUCCUGGAAAGUAUUGAAGACUUUGCCCAGGAACUAGUAGAAUUUCGAAUGGGCAAGGGAAGCUUAUCAAAAGAGAAGGAAGUGAUGUACAUUCUUCAGGAAACUCUGGCAACAUCCUCUGUUACAGCUGCCCAGCAGAGCCACCCGGCUGCAGUAGCCAAAGAACCUACUGCAGCUCUAAUUCAACAGACACCAGAGGUUAUCAAGGUCCAAAGUAAACAAGAGAAAAAACCUGUGACUCCAUCCCCUGCUCCUGCAAAUUUAACCAUCAACCCACCGUCUCUUCUGCCCACAAAUAAAGACGUUGGUGCCCCUUUGUCCAUAAACAUUCCACAUUUCUACUUCCCCAAUGGACUCCCUAAUGUCUGCAGCAAUCAGGAGGAGACCAUUGCCAAGAUUGAGGCAGCUUUUUCAGAGUUUGAAGAAGAAAGAGCCACCAUUAAUGAAAUGGGGAAAAUUGCAAAGAUAUGCUGCUGUCCUCUGUACUGGAAAGCUCCCAUGUUCAUUGCUUCAGGAGGAGAAAGAACAGGAUUUGUAUCUGUACAUUCAUUUGUGGCUAUGUGGAGAAAGAUAGUACAAAACUGCCACAGUGAUGCCUCCAAGUUCAUUUGUCUUCUAGCAAAACCCAACUGUAACUUUUUGGAACAGGAAGAUUUCAUCCCAUUACUACAGGAUGUAGUAGAAACUCACCCUGGCUUGACAUUUCUAAAGGAUGCUCCAGAAUUCCAUUCCCGCUACAUUACUACGGUUAUUCAAAGAAUAUUUUACACAGUCAAUAGAUCCUGGUCUGGGAAAAUCUCUCUAACAGAGUUAAGGAAAAGUAACUUCCUGCAAACCCUGGCCCUCUUAGAGGAAGAGGAAGACAUAAAUCAGAUCACUGAUUAUUUUUCCUAUGAACAUUUCUAUGUAAUUUACUGUAAAUUCUGGGAACUGGACACUGACCAUGACCUCUACAUCAACCAGAAAGAUUUGGCUAGAUAUAAUGAUCAAGCUCUGUCAAGCAGAAUUAUAGAGAGAAUAUUCACUGGAGCUGUGCUUAGAGGAAAUCAAGUACACAAAGAUAAUCAGAUGAGCUAUGCAGAUUUUGUGUGGCUUUUGAUUUCUGAAGAAGACAAAAGAAGUCCCACAAGUAUUGAAUACUGGUUCAGAUGCAUGGAUUUGGAUGGAGAUGGUAUGCUGUCUAUGUAUGAACUGGAGUAUUUUUAUGAGGAACAGUGUGAGAGGAUGGAAUCCAUGGGCAUUGAGCCAUUGCCAUUCCAUGAUUUACUGUGCCAGAUGCUUGAUCUAGUAAAGCCAGAAUGUGAUGGUAGAGUUACUCUACGGGACUUGAAGAGAUGCAGAAUGGCUCAUGUUUUUUACAACACUUUCUUCAACCUUGAGAAGUACCUAGACAAUGAACAAAGGGAUCCCUUUGCUGUGCAAAAGGAUGUUGAGAAUGAUGGCCCCGAGCCUUCUGACUGGGAUAGAUAUGCUGCUGAGGAGUACGAAAUUCUUGUUGCUGAAGAGUCUGGAAAUGAACACUUACAAGGAUCCUUUGAUGAUGACUAUGAAGCAGAUGAACUCUUAUCUCUACCGGAAAUUGGAGAAAAGUUGGACAAAUUAACUAUCUCAGAUCUUUCAACAUAAAAAUACUAAAUACUGAUAGAUCACUAGGGUCUGUUAGUAUUAAUUGACAGAGUCCUCAGUAGUUACAUUCAGGAUUUUUUUUCUCAAAGCAACAACCAACAUUUGAUACAAUAACACUGUUUUUAAUUAAUGGCGUGCUUCUGCAUUAUGGUAAUUUCCAAAAACAUGGUGGUUAAGUGUGACAGUGUUUUAUAAACUGCAAAGAAACCAGAUGGGCUGUACCCCACAAAGUAGUACUGAAUUGAAAGGGGUGUGUUAGCCAUGGGUGCAGGAAAACAAAGAAUUAAAAAUAAGUUCAAUAUAUUCAUUUUCCCACACUGUAGAUUUUAUUCCCAUUUUUAUAUUUGGAAAAUGUACCUUCAGUUUCCUUUUUAUUACAUAGUUAUGUGGUAAAUCAGAAAUUUUAAUGCAUAUAAAAACCAUGUGUUUUUAUAUAUAUUUCUAUGUGGUUUUAUAUGUAUUUCCAGCAGUAUUUCCACAUUAGCACUCUAUAAGCAUGGUUAGAUAAACCAUCACAGAAUGGUACUCAAACAAAUGACAUUGAGUUCAGUUAAAUCCCAUUUCAAUUACUUAACUUUUAAAGAGUUUUUUUCCCUAGAGAAAGAUCUCCAUAUGUUAUUCACUGUUGCUUUUCAUGGUGGGAGCUUUCCUUUCACUUGGGCUUUUCUGCCCAAUCCAAAAUGGGAGCCUCUAGUAUUCUCAGUGAAGAUGAAACUGCUGCCGUUCUCUUUAGAAAGGCAACAGCACCAUAUCGUGUCCCAAGCAGGUCCCACAAGGGAAUGUCCCCAGAUCCAGCAAGGGAAUCUUUCCAGAUACUGCUGCAAACUAUGGCACAGCCAUUUCUUAUUGUUCACCUUUUUUUUAAUUGGCAAAAGGCUGGAUGGUUAUUCCAGUGUUGCAAAUGUGUGCAGUCAUUCUAACUCCCCCCCCCCCCCAAAAGCUCAUAGAACAGGAAAAUGGGCUAGAUCUGCUCAGAAGAUUGCAGUAAAAUUAUUCUUGCAAGUGAUUUCCCCCUUUUUACAAUCUGGUAGUGCUAAAUCAGUGUCUCCAAUUGUACAGCAGAAUUACAGUACCUAAGACACUGCACAUACAUUUUGAAAAUAGCACAGUUAUUGGGAAGGGGAGAGUUCCAAUUAUGCAGUAUGAUUCACAUGUAAGCAACAUCCCACACAUUCAUUUGAACAACAGCAUUCCACAUAAUGACCACAAAACUAAGGUACAAUUUCCUAAGAGAAGAAGCAAACUUUUCCAGUGAUGACACAUUGCAAUUUGAUUAAUAGGGAAAUGUGCCAUCUCCACAACAAAGCACAAUGUUGAGGAAACAUAUGUGGACUGUGGCUACAAAUGUGAUCCAAUUGUGUAUUUAUUAUGUACAAGCAAAUGGUUGUAUGGAAAAGCCUUCUCAUAUAGGGCUGCUUCUUAACGGAUAACUGUUACAAAGGCAUCUGUCACUCCACUGCUGAAUACUUAAUACUAGUGUGCAUGAUCUAAAUGCUGUACUCACAGCAUGUAGUGCAUCAUCGUGUUCUGGUGUCUCUACUGGUAUGCUGCGCUCCAUCUUUAGCACUUAUGCACUGGCAAAGUAGUUGUUAAGACUAGAUGAUGAAGUGCUUUCCUUUGAAAGCCCUUGAGACUUGUAUUGCAGUUUUCAAAGCUCUGUUUCAGUUCAGGCUCCUUUAAUAGAAUUGCAGUUUGUCCAGGAUGAAAAGCAAUCAAAUGCAAAGUUACCCCAGUCCAUACGUACUAAUUUCAGACUGGAGCAAUUUAGUAUUCGAUUCCACUGUAACCUUAGUCUAGCUUGCUUUGGGAAGCAUCAGCCCCAUCUCUCACAGAAUUGUCAAAAGCACACUACAGAAAUCUAUUGUUUCCACUUUGUUUUUAUCUAAAUUAAAACUUAACAAUACUAGCUUGCCCAAAUUAACUUGUCCUGUCCAGGGCUUAAUUUGUGCCAGGGUUUAGUUCCAGAACUUAUUUUCAGUGCCAAGACUUAACUAAACAUAGCUGAUGAAACAAUAAGGAGAAAUGUAUCUGAGUCGUUGCCAGCUGUCUUUCCCACACAAAGUACAUCCAAGCAAAUCCCUGUACUAGAAGAAAGGGUUUCUGGCAGAGGCAGUGACUUCUAGGCAAGUUUACUCCUCAGUAUCUUUCCUUAGAAAUAAAAUACUGCCUUCUUGUGAUGUUCUCUUUACUUAUAGUUAAAUUCAAGUUGGCAAGUGCACUUUAUAAAAUUAUUUGCCUCUAAUAGUUGCAUUAAAAUGUUAUAUACAUUUUAAAAAGAAUUAACAAACUGUAAUGGACUUGAAAGCAGAAAAAUCUUGCAGGUUUAAAAAUAAUUCCAGUUGUAUUUAAUUCCAGGGAAGGAAUGACAAAUGCAAGUGUUCUAGAAUCAAAUGACAAUGUGUGUUUGCUGCAACCGAAACAAUUUUUCCUAUAAGUGUAUAUUAGGAAAAAUAUUUAAGCAUUGCCAUCUCCAUCUAAGGGCUGGCAGAUAUAAGUGAAAGAAUCAGAGGCUAAAAUCAACUGCCUACCACAGAGAUGUAACGUGUAAUGGAUUUUAUAUAACUGUAAAGUGGAACAGUCUAGGAUAUAAUACCAUGAUCAAUAAUAGUGGUAUGAAAUCUUUAAAAAGUUGUUACUGAUAUUUAACAAAAAGUGCUUUAGUUCAUAUGAUACCCUUUUACCAUUUAAAAAUACUUUAUUCAUGUGAAUUGCCUGCAUUUCUGUGACCUUCCUCAAAGGAACUUAUAUGCAUUUGUGAUUUUACAAGUCAUGGGCUUCCAUAGCAUAUGCCUGAGCUGUUAGAAAAAAUAUUGUCAUGUCAUCAUUUUGUCACUACAUUGGUUUUUGUUAGAACAUCUGUGCCAGUUUUACAGUUCUCUACCAACGAUCUUGUAGAUGUUAUUGCGAAAACGGAUUCCACCAAUUUAUCAGUGAUGCACUGUGUAUGUAAAGUGCUCUCUAUUAACAGCUGACUUAUGAUGACCUUAUAGAGCAAGAGACUAACAUAAAUUGUUUGCUAUUGCCUUCCUUUGUUUAGUGCCCCUGGAAUUCCUUGGUGGUCUUCUUCCAAAUACUAAUCUGGGCCUGGGCCAACCCUGUUUAGCUUCCAAGAUCUGAUGAGACUGAUCUAGCCCGUGCCAUCUGGGUUUGGACAAUGGGGUCUUAGUUGGCAUUAUUGAAUGCUGGCCUGUUUAUUAUAGAACUGGCAAGUUGAUGGAAUACAUCAUAAGAUAUAUUUUUAAUGACACUAACCAUGUAUUUUGUGAACCAAAUCCUAUUUCAUCAGGUACAACAGUACACUAUAGUUUUUGUUGCAACCAACUGGCAUUUAAUAAUCCAAUCAGGUUAUCACUUAUAUGUACACUGUAUCUGGCUAGGAAAAUGCAAUGGCAAGUUACUUGUAUGUGACUUUAUAUUCAAAACACAGAGAAAAUAGGAUGAAUUUUUUGUAUUGUAAAAAUGCCUACAUGAGGUAUUUUAGCUGCACUUGAACUCAAUUGGAGCCAUAAUUCGGGGUUGGACUUGAUGGCCCAUGUGGUCUCUUCCAACUCUAUGAUUCUGUGAUUUGUAAUUCCUACAUUUUAUUUCUAGUCCUGUAGUGCACCUACUAUUAGUACAACGUGAUCAACUUAUUUUUGCAAAAUACAUUUUUAACUUUAGAUAAUCUGUAAAGAUGUUUUAACCACAUUUCGAAAAUUUAAUUUUUAUCUGCUCGCAAUACUGUGUAUCAGUUUUAUUGUUUGAAGAGUAAAAAUAAUAUCACCUACCUCAUAAGAAAGGGGGUUAAGAUAAUACAAGUAAUAUUGUAAAAUUCCUUUCAAUAUAGGGCUCAAGCAAUACUUUAAGCAUAAUGCAUGUCCUUUUGUUCCUGUUUGGGACAAAAUCUGUCUUCCAAUGAGUAAAGUAGGAUGAAAGAGGGACAUCGCUAGGUAAAAAAAUAUAACUGCUAUCUAAUAUGUACCCAGUAUUGUUUUUGACAACAUAAUGAUCCACAGUAGGUUGAUUUGGACUGCCACUAAGAGGCAGUAUUGUGCAAAAGACAAAACAGCUGGGUUGAAUUCCAAACAGUAUCAGGUUUAUAGAUAACAGUACAUUUUUAUAGAAUUUGACAGAACAUAACUGUCUGGAAUAAACAUCAAAGCUAUUCCAAGAGAGCUCCAAGAGCAUCUUGUGUUUUAGCUGAAAAUAUAGAACCUUGCAAGACCAAAAAGGCCACACACAAUGCUGAAAUGGUUCUCAGAAAAUAUUUUAAGUCACAGCAAGUCUAUGCAAAAAUGAGUUGAUAAAGAGCACAAGAGACUAUAAAAACUAAACGAUUUGGAGCAAUGCUUGUAAUUAAAGUUUACUUAUGUAUUUUAACUUGGUUUGUUAUAUUAUGUAUUAAGGUUUGAAGGAAUUCUGAGAUGUACAAAAUAUGACUGAAACAGUUAUUCAGUGAUUACUUGUGCAGGGCAUGGCUUUGCCUUUGCUAUUUUACUUUGUAUUUCUCUUUUUUUGGCAAUUAAAUUUUUUUCAAAGUG
This is a messenger RNA of Sphaerodactylus townsendi, 8858 nucleotides long. RefSeq names its product protein phosphatase 2 regulatory subunit B''alpha (gene PPP2R3A). Gene Ontology annotation, biological process: protein dephosphorylation. Lineage: Eukaryota; Metazoa; Chordata; Lepidosauria; Squamata; Sphaerodactylidae. The record is from RefSeq and is a predicted model, not a curated record. The coding region runs from base 958 to 4338 and encodes 1126 amino acids. Gene Ontology annotation, molecular function: protein phosphatase regulator activity; calcium ion binding. The transcript has 14 exons. Gene Ontology annotation, cellular component: protein phosphatase type 2A complex.